AUGAAGCCCUUUCGCUUUGUUGCAUACCAGUCACCUUCAAUUCGUUCCACAGCUAGCUUCUGUGCAGUUCGGCCGGUAGCUUUUUUCCACUGCCACCGCCGUUACCCCUCCCCCUCCUUGCUUUCCUCCCGCUCCCACUACCCAAACUCCUCCCACCACCGCACCCUCACCACCACCCGUCACGUCUCCCGGGCACAAGUCCUCGUACCCUCGAAAAAGAACAAGCCCUCGUCCGCCGCCGCGUCCUCCAAGAUGACGACCACCGCGACGACCCUCAAGGGUCAGCCUCUCGACAGGCAGACCCUCGACGCCAUGCUGCGUCGACGUCUCUUCUUCACCCCGGCCUUUGAGAUCUACGGCGGCGUCGCUGGCCUCUUCGACUACGGCCCCCCGGGUUGCGCCUUGCAGGCCAACAUCGUCGAGACAUGGCGCAAGCACUUUAUCCUCGAGGAGGACAUGCUCGAGAUCGACACCACCGUUCUGACCCCGCACGAGGUCCUCAAGACCUCUGGCCAUGUUGACAAGUUCGCCGACUGGAUGUGCAAGGACCCCAAGAACGGCGAUAUCCUGCGCGCCGACCACUUCGUCGAGGACGUUCUCGAAGCCCGCCUCAAGGGUGACAAGGAGGCCCGCGGCCAAAAGGUUGAGGAGGACGACGACCCCAAGAAGAAGAAGAAGAGAAAGACAAAGACCGAGGCCGUCAAGCUCGACGACGCCGUCGUCCAGGAGUACGAGGAGAUCUUGGCCAAGAUCGACAACUACAACGGCGAGGAGCUCGGUGAGCUCAUCAAGAAGUACGACCUCAGAAACCCCAAUACUGGCAUCCAGCCCUCGCCCCCCGUCGCCUUCAACCUCAUGUUCCAGACCGCCAUCGGCCCCAGCAGCAACCUUCCCGGUUACCUGCGCCCCGAGACCGCCCAGGGCCAAUUCCUCAACUUUGCCAAGCUCCUCGACUUCAACAUGCAGCAGAUGCCCUUCGCCUCGGCCUCCAUCGGCAAGUCCUACAGAAACGAAAUCUCCCCGCGCGCCGGUCUCCUGAGAGUGCGCGAGUUCCUCAUGGCCGAGAUCGAGCACUUUGUCGACCCCGAGGGCGGCAAGAAGCACAUUCGCUUCCCCGAAAUCGACACCGUCGAGCUCACCCUUCUGGACCGCCACACCCAGCUGGCUGGCAAGACCGCGGUCAAGAAGAUGACCAUUGGCGACGCCGUGAGCAACAAGGUAGUCGACAACGAGACCCUCGGCUACUUCCUCGCCCGCAUUCACCUCUUCCUGCAAAAGAUUGGUGUCGACAUGACCAAGGUCCGCUUCCGCCAGCACAUGGAGAACGAGAUGGCCCACUACGCCGCCGACUGCUGGGACGCCGAGCUCCUCACCUCCUCCGGCUGGAUCGAGUGCGUUGGCUGCGCUGACCGUAGCGCUUACGACCUUUCCGUCCACGCCAAGAAGACUGGCGCCCCCCUCGUCGUGCGCGAGCGCCUGGACGAACCCCUCAUCUUCGAGGAGUGGCAGGUUGAGAUUGACAAGAAGAAGUUUGGUCCCCAAUUCAAGAAAGACGGCAAGACCGUCGAGGCCGCCCUCGAGGGAACCACCCAGGAGCAGCGCGAGAAGCUCGCCAAGCAGCUCACCGACAGCGGCGAGCUGGAGCUUGAGGUUGCCGGCGUCGGCAACGGCACGGUCAAGGUCAGCAAGGACCUUGUCAAGAUUGAGUUCAGAAAGCGUGUCGAGAACACCAGGGAGUUCACCCCCAACGUCAUCGAGCCUUCCUUUGGUAUCGGCCGUAUUCUGUACUCUUUAAUUGAGCACGUCUACUGGAACCGCGCCACCGAGGAUGGUGGUGACGAGGCCCGUGGAGUCCUCUCCUUCCCUCCAACAGUCGCCCCUACAAAGGUCCUGAUUGUGCCCCUGUCGGCCAACAAGCAGUUCCAGCCCUUUGUCAGCAAGAUCUCGCAGAAGCUGCGCAAGUUCGGCAUCUCGGCUCGCGUGGACUCGUCUUCCGCCACCAUCGGCAAGCGUUACAGCCGCAACGACGAGCUCGGCACGCCGCUGGGCAUCACCAUUGACUUCCAGACCGUCCAGGACAGCACCAUCACGCUCAGAGACCGUGACUCGACCAAGCAGGUCCGCGCCGACGAGGACACCAUCGUCGCGGCGAUCCAGAGCCUUGUUACGGGCGCCAAGGAGUGGAAAGACAUUGCGGCUGAGCUUCCUGCGUUUGAGGGCCAAGAGGUUGAUGUUGCCGUCCGGUAG
This is a messenger RNA of Colletotrichum orchidophilum, 2247 nucleotides long. Its product is annotated as glycyl-tRNA synthetase. Lineage: Eukaryota; Fungi; Ascomycota; Sordariomycetes; Glomerellales; Glomerellaceae. The record is from RefSeq and is a predicted model, not a curated record. Gene Ontology annotation, cellular component: mitochondrion; cytoplasm. The transcript has 2 exons. Gene Ontology annotation, molecular function: ATP binding; glycine-tRNA ligase activity. Bases 1 to 2247 code for a protein of 748 amino acids. Gene Ontology annotation, biological process: mitochondrial glycyl-tRNA aminoacylation.